AUGUCUUCAACUCAUCCAGAGGGCAGCGGUCACCCCGCUGGCACUUGGGGUGGGAAUUCCGAGGCUGCUAAACACGCGUCGUUCGCCAUUCGACACCAUCAAAACGAGAAGGCUGUCAAGUACUUUGCCGCUGGGGUUUGCGGUAUCCUGGCAAUCUUCAUCCUCGCUCACAUACUCCGCCACCCAGGUGGUCCACGGGCUAACUCUCUUGGCAGAACAGUGCGCAGCGUUCUACUUAGGCCACUUCCGGGGUUCACUUCAUCUGGUCAUGCUUUGACAAUUGCGGCCUACACCGCAAUCAACGCCGCUGUUUCCUUCACGAAUGUCGAUACAGGCAGCUAUGGAGCCUUGGCAAACAGAUUCGGCUGGAUGAUAUCUGGAAAUCUCUGUGUGUUAGUUUUCCUUGCACUCAAGAACACACCACUCGGUUUCCUUGUCGGCUACUCCUAUGAGAGGAUCAACAUCCUCCACCAGGCCGCUGGCUACACGACGGUCCUGUUCACGGCACUGCACGCCAUAAUGUAUGCGGUCCAAUUCAUGACCUUGAACCGGCCCGAGAUGCUCCGCCGCCCCUCGGACGUCUCCGGCAUCGUCGCGGGCUUCGGCAUGCUCGUCAUGUUCGCGAUGCCGCUCCUCCUCAAGGGAUCACGCUACGAGGUCUUCUACGUGAGCCACAUCACCUCUUUCAUCAUCAUCAUUGUCACCGCGGCACUGCACCAGCACAAGAUUGCCGAGGGCGUCGCCAUCAUGACCAUCGUGGCCGGCGCCCUUUGGGCAGCCGACCGGGUCCUCCGGGCACUGCGGCUCAACUACAACGCGUGGGGGAACUAUGCCAAGUUGUACCCCCUUUCGGACGGCGGCACGCGCGUCCUAGUAAGGAGGCCCCCUGGCCAGGCCGUCCCCGGCCAGCACUGCUUCCUUUGGAUCCCUGGCGCCCGGCUGUUCGAGACGCACCCAUUUAGCAUUGUGGCCACGGAGCCGUGGGUCGAGUUUGUCGUCAACUCGCGUGAUGGCUUCACGAGAGACUUGCGGGCGCUGGCGCUGCAGAAGGAGGGCGCCGAGGUCCUCGCUUCCCUCGACGGGCCGUACGGCACGUUCCCCGAUCCCCUUCACUUCGACAGGGUCGUCAUCAUUGCCGGAGGAAGCGGGGCGAGCUUCGCCUUUGGCGUCUUGGGCAGUUUGCUCAGCAGGAUGGGGCAUGAUCACCCCACGGAGGUCGAGUUUACCUGGACAGCAAGGGAGAGCACACACCUCAGCUGGUACCAGGAUCAUAUAGAUUCCACCAGAUCGCACGAACAUGCUUCAAAGAUUUCGCUCACAUUACACAUCACGCGCGAGACUGCCGACAACUUUGCGAAGGGCAAGGGCCUUGAGCAUCAGGCAAGCUUCUCCGAUGUCGAGAAAGCAGCCCCAACGGUGUCCGCGCAUGAGUCGGCCGCCAUGAACUUUGGCCGUCCUAAUAUCAAAGCAUUGAUCGAGUCAUCGCUUGAUCGUGCGCGGCCGGAGCAGAGGGUGCUGGUAGUCACCUCCGGGCCAGCCGGAUUGAUGCGUGACAUACGCAAAUCAGUGGCUGCGACUAUUCGUCCGAACGGUCCUGGAGUCGAGUUACACUGCGAACAGUUUGGGUGGUGA
Messenger RNA from Phialemonium atrogriseum, 1632 nucleotides. RefSeq names its product putative ferric reductase like transmembrane component. Gene Ontology annotation, cellular component: plasma membrane. NCBI's taxonomy places the organism in Eukaryota, Fungi, Ascomycota, Sordariomycetes, Cephalothecales, Cephalothecaceae. The record is from RefSeq and is a predicted model, not a curated record. Gene Ontology annotation, biological process: copper ion import; intracellular iron ion homeostasis; iron ion transport. Gene Ontology annotation, molecular function: ferric-chelate reductase activity. The transcript is spliced from 4 exons. The coding region runs from base 1 to 1632 and encodes 543 amino acids.